This is a messenger RNA of Impatiens glandulifera, 650 nucleotides long. RefSeq names its product H/ACA ribonucleoprotein complex subunit 2-like protein. Gene Ontology annotation, cellular component: box H/ACA snoRNP complex; nucleolus. The record is from RefSeq and is a predicted model, not a curated record. Gene Ontology annotation, molecular function: box H/ACA snoRNA binding. Gene Ontology annotation, biological process: rRNA pseudouridine synthesis; snRNA pseudouridine synthesis. NCBI's taxonomy places the organism in Eukaryota, Viridiplantae, Streptophyta, Magnoliopsida, Ericales, Balsaminaceae. The transcript has 4 exons. The coding region runs from base 60 to 536 and encodes 158 amino acids.
CUUUCAUUUGCAGCAAAACCCUACCGCCUCUACGAAGUUUGAUUUUAGUGAGAGAGAAUAUGGGAAGCGAUAGCGAAGCGGAAAGAUCGGCACAGAAGGAUGACAAGAAGAAGAAGAUGGCGAUAACUCUCGCACCCAUUGCUAAACCUCUUGCUGGGAAGAAGCUCACUAAGAAAGCUUUCAAGCUUGUCCGCCGAGCUGCAGAACAUAAAUGUCUUAAAAGAGGAGUUAAGGAGGUAGUUAAAAGCAUCCGUCGUGGAAACAAAGGAUUGUGUAUCAUAGCAGGAAACAUUUCACCUAUUGAUGUGAUAACUCAUGUUCCAAUCCUAUGUGAAGACUCUGAAAUUCCCUAUAUUUAUGUUACAUCAAAGGAAGAACUUGCAAAUGCUGGUUCAACUAAGAGGCCUACAUGCUGUGUCCUAAUCCAAACUAAGCCUGCAAAAGGUGAACUGGGUAAAGAGGAACAAGAGAAGCUCAAGGCUGAAUUUGAUCAAGUGGUAACAGAGGUUUCUGAAAUUACUUCAUCAAUGUUCUGAGUUUUUGUUAAAACAGAUGAAACUAAAACCCUAAUGAUUUUGUAUUGUUAUUUUUCUUUCUACUUUAGUUUGUGUUAAUGCAUUUUGGAGUAUCUAUCAGAUUUUAUUUAAGUA